Molecule: messenger RNA, 3457 nt
Organism: Gadus macrocephalus (Pacific cod)
Lineage: Eukaryota; Metazoa; Chordata; Actinopteri; Gadiformes; Gadidae
Product: ectonucleoside triphosphate diphosphohydrolase 7-like
Exons: 15
Coding region: 588-2405 (605 amino acids)
Biological process (GO): nucleoside diphosphate catabolic process
Cellular component (GO): membrane
Molecular function (GO): nucleoside diphosphate phosphatase activity
Source: RefSeq, a predicted model, not a curated record
UCCCAAGCGACAUAGUAGAACUUCCACUUUCCUUCUAACAGCAUUAGCUCCAGCGACUUAGCUCCCUUGACCAUGGGCAAAGGUGGCCAAUUCUUAGUCAUAUAGUGGGCUUUUUAAUAAUCUGCCAUACUUUUCUACUUUCUGUGGUGCAACUUCCCGUCUUUAGAAUUGUCUGCAACACUGACAGAUUGUGUCAAAAUAACCAAAUAUAGCCCUCAAGACUGACACGCAAUGUAGAGGAGAAACUUAAUUUAAAAGAAUGGGGCUGAAGAACAGUAGCACAAGUUCUGUUUUCGGCUAGCCGCAACCUCCGCUUUUCUUAGACAUUUAGUCCCUUGGUAAUUGAGUGGCAAGUGGGUCUCUAGGGCCUGGCUGCCUGAAUACAGCAAUGACAUCCUGAAGGAAUCCAUGUGGUUCUGCAGACAGAAGCAAGUCACCACAUCGAUCAAACCCAGUUGACCAAUGAGGUGAUUGUUUUUUAUCAACAGGAAAUGGGAAAGGUAGCAGGAACGGCCAAUGCGGUCAGAUGAUAUAAAGAAGGCUGGUGCACCAUGAGCUGAGAACUGCUUCGGCAGUCACCUGGACCUAUGGCAAGGAUCACGUUCUCCUGCCUGCCAGCCUCCUGGUACUGCAGUGUGUCCCUUCUCUCCCUGGGAUGUGCUCCCCGACAGAGGCUGCUCCUGCUCCUGCUCCUCCUCACCUGCACCGUGCUGUUCCUCCUGUCCUCGUACCACCACCCGCUCUGGGGGCCCCGCCACCCAAUCAGGGCCUCAGUCAACAAGUACCUCUCCCUGGCUGAGUCCAUGGAGGCCACAAACCUGCAGGACCCAGCGCUGAAUUAUGGGGUGGUGGUGGACUGUGGCAGCAGCGGCUCCAGGGUCUUUGUGUACUACUGGCCCCCCCAUAAUGGGAACCCCCACACCCUGCUGGACAUCAGGCAGAUGAAGGACCGUGAGAGGAAGCCUGUGGUCAAGAAGAUCAAACCUGGUAUCUCCACCCUGGCCCAGACCCCCGAGAAAGCCAACGUCUAUCUCCAGCCGCUGCUCAACUUCGCCGCAGCCCAUGUACCCAGGGUCAAGCACAAGGAGACCCCGCUCUACAUCCUCUGCACUGCUGGCAUGAGGCUGCUGCCGGACAGCCAGCAGGCAGCUAUCCUGGAGGACCUGGUCACAGACGUGCCCAUGGAGUUUGAUUUCCUCUUCUCUCACUCCCACGCUGAGGUCAUCUCCGGGAAGCAGGAAGGUGUGUAUGCAUGGAUUGGCAUUAACUUCGUUCUGGGCCGGUUUGAUCACGCGGAGGAGGAGGAUGCCACUGUGGAGGUCACAACGGGGUCAACGCACCAGCAGCCAAUCAGCCGGCGUCGUACUGUGGGCAUCAUGGACAUGGGCGGGGCUUCUCUUCAGAUAGCCUAUGAGGUUCCCAGUGCAGUCACCUUCAGCUCCCCACAAGAGGAGGAGGCGGGGAAGAGUCUGCUGGCGGAGUUCAAUCUGGGCUGUGAUGUGGACAAGACCCAGCACGUGUAUCGCGUCUAUGUCACCACCUUCCUGGGCUUCGGAGGCAACAUGGCCCGCCAGAGGUACGAGGACCUGGUGGUGAACAGCACGCUGGCCAGCAACAGGCUGCUGGGGUCCCAGACCGGCCUGAGCCAGGACAACCCCUCCCUGGACCCCUGCCUGCCACUGGGCCUGUCGGACACGGUGGCCCGAGACGGCCGCACCCUGCACCUGCGGGGCCAGGGGGACUGGAGCCGCUGUCAGAGCGCCGUCCACCCCUUCCUGGGCCUCCACAACGGGACCAUGUCCCCCAGGGGAAUCUACCAGGCUCCCAUUGACUUCAGCAACAGCGAGUUCUACGGUUUCUCAGAGUUCUACUACUGCAUGGAGGACGUGUUGAGGAUAGGAGGAAUGUACGACAGCCUCAAGUACGCCCGGGCCGCCACGGAUUACUGCGGAACACAGUGGUCGACCCUGAAACAACGGCUGGAGAGCAAGCUUUUCUCCCAGCAGGCCGACGUUACCAGACUCAAGUACCAGUGCUUCAAGUCGGCCUGGAUGUACGAGGUGCUGCAUUCGGGCUUCCGCUUCCCCAAGGACUACCCCAGCCUGAAAACCGCCCAGCUGGUCUACGACAAGGAGGUCCAGUGGACCCUGGGAGCCAUCCUCUUCAAGACGCGCUUCCUUCCACUCAGGGACCUGCAGCAGGAGGUGUUCCGGCAGAGCCACCCCAGCUGGCUGCGCUCCUCCUUCCUCUACAACCACCACCUGUUCUCCGUCUGCGUGCUGGUGGUGCUGCUGGCCAUCCUGCUGUACAUCCUGCGCCUGCGGAGGAUCCACCAGAGAGAGCAGAGGCAGUCCGAGGUCCUGGACCUGCUCUGGGUGGAGGAGGGGGAGGCCCUGCUGGCCUGAGGGGGAGAGAGAGAGAGGGGAGAUAGACAGAGACCCUGUUGGACUGGUGGGAGAGAGACCCUGGGUGAAAGAGGAGAGAGAGAGGUUCUGGCUAGCACAAAACACUAGCCAGAAUGUCUUCUCAUCGCAGCUUUGAAGACCUCACUGAGCCAAAUUCAAAUAUUGGAGGUUCAUUCCAUUUACAUGUAGUAUUGUCCUUUUUGUGCUGUUUUUAUUUUUUUUGUAAUGUCUAUUGCUAACGUGCUCAACCAACUUGGAUGAGAACAGGAAAUCCUGUUUAAUUUACUGUUUUAAUUAAGUAUUUAUAUGCAGAAGAGUUUACCUCAAACUGUUCACAUCAAUAUACCAAAGGGGGCUGUGGAUCAGUUCUUGCUAACACAUUUCAAAGAGACCUCUGAGAUCUUGUAAACAUAGGAAAAAGUAAAAGAAAGUUCAGGCCAGAUCUGUUUGGAUUUUAUAUUCCCACUCGGUUGGUUUUCCAAGCGGGGAAUAUGUUCAGACAUAUUCUAGCCCCGUUGGCGUUAGUCCAAUAGCGUUUAUCCUGUGGUGUCCCUUUAAGGCUCUAUACUGUUAUAUAAAUAGACUGAUCGUGUUGGUUUGCUAAUGAAGGACAAAUGGUGACUUGCAAGGACCAGCCCCCCCCCCCCCCCCCUCCCCUCCCCUAUGGCAACAUUUAAACUGUAUUUCCUCAUUUCCAAAUUGCUUGAUUUCACAAUGUGUGAAAGAUCAUGAAAUUUCAUUGAGCCAUUCCAUAAUUGUCAGCUUGCUACUCGAUGCUGCUACACCUCUAAUCAAACCAGAGACCCAGGGAGGGUGUCUGGUGUAGGCCAAGGGUUAAUCGCCAACACAGGAAACCCUCCAUUAAGUCCCUGUUUGUGGAUGACCAAUAAGCAGGAGUGCAUGGCACCAAAUUAAGUUAUUCUGCUUAGUAUUUGGAAAUUAGCCAAAAUGUCCACCAUGUUAAUGAGAACCAUUUGUGUACUGUAAAGACAUACAUUCCGUGACUGAUUGGAGAGCUGUGUCAAAAACUCAAGAAUUGUAAGACUGUUGUA